Terrapene triunguis (Three-toed box turtle) is the source of this 3525-nucleotide messenger RNA. RefSeq lists its product as uncharacterized. The transcript has 2 exons. Lineage: Eukaryota; Metazoa; Chordata; Testudines; Emydidae. The record is from RefSeq and is a predicted model, not a curated record. The coding region runs from base 2161 to 3525 and encodes 454 amino acids.
ACCAGCUUGCGUGCUGCCUUUGGCACGCGUGCCAUAGGUUGCCUACCCCUAUUAUAUAUGUAUGUCAUCAGUACGUACAAACGUACCAGCCUAUGGAGCAAGUGUACCCUGGCAUUUUGUGGGUGAGGAAACUAAGUUUGGACAUAGAAGGAAGGCUCAAGUGUUCAAGCUCGGUAAGAGGGGUGACCCACUAUGCCAAGGAGGCUUCUUCGUUCUUCGUUAGUUUAUUAUCCUUUUGUUUAUUAGUCUGUUAGUUCUUAAUUGUAAGUUUUAAGUCAGUGAGUUAAGAAAACUCUGUUAGCUUCUUUAGUCUUCUAUAGCUCUUAGCUCUUUAGCUUCUCCUAAGCUCUGCACCUCCCACUCAAGAAUUGAGGAACCUGGACCUGAACUCUCUUGGCAUACCAGAGGCAAAGCUGGUCCUUUGUCCCAUACCAGGUUAUCAAGGAAGGGUGUGAGUAUAAUAAUCAAAAGCUUUAUAGUGUAUAAUAUCUCAUGUAUCUCUAGAACAAUAUCAUUGCCUUUGUAACUCGGAUUAUUUUACCAUUUGAUUACUGUUUGAUUACUAUUCCAUUUAUCGCAAUAAAAGUCUUUAAAGCUACAUUUGUCUCCGUGUGAGCGUCCUUGUCGUACAUCCCAAGUGUCCUUGCAAACUCUGUGUAGCCUGACUCUGGGACAAGAACCUUAUUAUCUUCUGAUCAGAUUAAUUGGUGAGCCUAUAACCCAUAUUAUCUAAAAUAAGAAUAUUACCUCCUUAAAUCAGGCAACAUUGUCUACCAUCCAUCUUGGGCAUUGAGAAACCUGGACCAUCAGACUCAUUUGGCAUGCCAGAGGCAGGGCUGGUCCUUUGUCUCUCACCACCAGGUCUUAAGGAAGGGUGUAAGUAUGCGAAUCUAAGAGCCUAUACAAAGAAUGAUAUCGCAGAUAUCCCCCAUACUGGAUUAUUCCUGUCUGAUUACGUGGCUCAGAGCUUUUCUGGCUUUAUUAUUGAUCCUAAUAAAAAUCACUGCUUUGCUUUGACCUCCAUGUGAGUGUCCUGGCUAUACUCUUUGAGAUUCCUGACAAGAAAUUGAACUCAUUGGUUUUAGUUCCGUGUAGCCUGAUUCUGGGACAAGAACCUUAGUACCUCUGAUCAACUGAACAAGUAUGAUUACCUAUUAAAAGGAUCAGGUAACAUUAUAAUAUUAUAUUAUUUAACCUUUUUGUGUGUCGGUUUUCUUAUUUAAAAAUGGUAUAAUGCUAUCUCACUGGAGAGGGAGGAAAGGUUUGAGGCUUCAUUCAAUAUGCAAACUGCUCUAUGAUCCUUGGAUGAAAGAUGCUGUGAAAACAUAUACUAUUUCUUUAUGCAGUCUUUUGUGGGGUGUCUUAUACUGAUUCAUGUCAACAGCUUCAAAGAAAACAGCAUGCAGUGCUCACUGUAUUCAUGAUUUAGACUCUAUUAGUGCUGGCUAAUAUAACUGUUGAAAUUAGACCUCUGACUUGUGAGCCCUCUCUAUGUGGGGGAUUGCUCAUUAGCAUGUCUGGCUUACUGGCUCUCAUUCUCUAGCUGAUGUUUGAGUAGCUUGAGCAGACUCACUCUGUUAUAACCUUUAAUAACGUUUAUUUAAGUCAGAAUAGCCAGGAGUGAAGGCCAUGGAAGCCAGGUAUCUUCGGACAUUGGGCCACUCGCUCCAAGGGUGGAUCCCUUGCUGCUGCGUCAGGAAGGACUAAAGUUAAGAGAAACAACAGAGGCAAAAUAUGUACGACACUUUUUUCCUUAAAGGUUAGGCAGCAGAAUGCCCUAGAUUUCAAAGUGACUAGUAUUUCUAAAGUGGAUCAGUCACAGGACAAGUGUAAGCGAUCUUGGACCAAGUGAAAAUCCAACACUUCACUUGCCCAGGGAGGAGAGGUGUACAUCUCUUUUUCCAGAGAAGGACAGAGGGGACUGAGAAGGAAGUAGCUGAGAUAGGAACAGGUGAGAGACAUUCCUUUAGUUCACUUAUGAUGUUUUCUCUUUGCAGGCAAGUGGGAUCCAUCCUGUGACUGACUGACUGACUUUCUGGAAGAGUGAAGCACAUUAUAGGCUGAUUAGAGGCUCAGCAAACACUGGUACCUGUUCUGCCCUUGCUUCUAGUGGCCAAGCAGAAGCAGUGAGGUCACUUAAAUAUAGAGACCAACGGAAUCAUGGAAGACAGCUCUCCACAUUCCUUUGGGCUUGGUGUAUAUCAUAAUCAUAAAGUGACUCUUGUUAAUGAUACAAUCCCCAGGGCUAAAAGGCCCUUAGACUUGCUGGAGGAGGAUGAGCCCCUGCAAUCAGAUGCUAAGAAACGGUGCCACUUAAGUAAUUAUUGUAGCACUCCAUGUCCAUCAAAGAAACUAUCACUGUGCUCCCCAGAUUCUGCCUGCUUCCUAGGCUCCUCUGGCUGUCUGGAUGAUACUGAGCUGGAGAACAUUGUCAUCAGAGUUAGUCUUCCAGAAGACAGUGUGGUAGCCCUUUCUGUGAAUACAGCCAGAUGUUUUGAUGAUAGUGAGCCAGAUGACUCUUUGCUGGAACCCUCAGAUGAUGAACAAGGGAACUCUCCCUUCAAUUACACUGAGGAAGAGUGUAGGGAAAUGUUAGCAGACGAUUGCUUAGGAGAUGACCAGAACUCCGCUGGAGAGAGUGCUUUAGUGACUCAAGAUGUAUGGGGACAAAGUGAGAAGGAAGUGAGUAGCAACUGUAAUUUGGCAUCAGUCCCCCCUGAAGGCACAGAGACAUCAUUCAGGACCAUAGAUGAGUUAGUAAGUAACGAGUCUCUAUCUCAGACUGGCUCUUCAGUUAAUCCUGGAUAUUUUCAGAUUCUUGAGGAUGAAACAGCUAAUUCCGAGGGUGAAGAAUGCUUGAAUGUGGACUGCUUGAAAUCAAAUCAAGUCACUUGUACACUUGACUGUGAUCUUCAGGGGCCUCUAAAUCUUUCCCCAACUGAUGCAGAUUCAAUAGAUCAGCCAAAAGGGGAUGAUGGCUUGGAGGAAACUGGUGAAAAAGCUUCACAAGUAAUAAGAGAUGACCAUCUACAAAAUGCAAGCAAGCAAAGUGUAGAGUAUAAUGAAAUCAGUUCUAAUAGCUUGGUUGUUGAAGAGUCCUUUGAGUGCCUGGCUUCUAAAGAGCACCACAGUGGGGGCCUGGAUAGUGUGGAAAAGCUGCCAUCAGAAAUCAAAGAAUCAUCUCCCUUCUCUGAUGCACACAUUAAAACUUCUAUGUACUCUCCUGACCCUGCCUGUAGUCAAAGUAAGGACAAAGUGGAGAAUCCAGCACCUGUCCUGCUACUGCAUCCGAAAACCUCUAAUGUUGUCUUAAAUCAGGACCCUUCCAGAGGAACAGACAAUGGAUUAUCAGGGACCUUUGGCUCCCAAAAAGAAGAUUUGAGCCAGCAAUCCACAUCUGUUGAAGAAUCGUCAGACAAUCUUAAAUUAAACUCUGUAGUGUUAGACCAGAACUGUGGGGAAGACCGUGCCUGUGGGAAGAAGCUAGGCAAAGUCAUUCCUGUGCCACAGGUGGAAGAAAGGUAA